AUGGAGGCCGGUGGGGCAGGGAGAGAUCCUAGGGAUGGUCGACAUGAUAUUGAAGGCAAUGUCACAAAUCUUUUUGACUUUAGCGAUAUCGAGGGCAGUCCAGAGUUAAACACAAACGAAUUGAUUAGAGCUACGUCAUCCGACGCUUUCGAGCCAAGAAAACGAGUUGGAAGGCGAAAACACCGUAAUUCUAAGCUAGGAUGUCUUGAAUGCAAAAAGCGACGCAUAAAGUGUGACGAGACAUUGCCAGAGUGUCGAAACUGUCGCAAUAGGGUCCAAAAACCUGGCGACGUGGCCCAUCAGUGCUCUUAUCUUCGAAUGAGUGAAGAGCAAAUCAAGGAGUUCAAGACACUGAAAAAGCAAAACUGCUCAGCACACCUGUCGCGUGCUGCUCGCAACAGUAGUUACCAGCUGGAACAAAGCGAGCCCUUGGCAGAGGAUUUAGCGGUCGAGAUCGUUAUGAUACCACACCGACGUGUAGAUAUACCAGAAUCGGCAUGGAUUUGUAUGGUUGGUAUGGAAAAUAUGAGAGUGCCAAGAGCGCUGUAUUUGCAGUUGCUUUUGAACUGCACCCAGGACUGGAGCCUGUCGACGAAAGGAUUUGUUGUGCUGGCCAUUUAUGCAUCUAUCAAGAGCCUCACGCGGAAGAUUGAGAUUGCUCAGAAACGGAAGCGCCUCGCCGCAGCGCGCGACCUUCUCAUUGAGCGGGCUUCAAUGGAAAACAUAGCGGUAAGAUACCACGGCCAGCUGCUGUCUUUCGUACGACAUAUCAUAUCGACCUUUUUAACAUCAGAGCUUUCACAAGGCGACAAGCUUGUUGGGACACGGCUGCUGAUUAGCAACUCAAAUAUUCAGUACACACUGAUGUACAAAAACUCUGGAUAUGACGAUAAGCACCACAUUGCAAUGAUUGAUAUGUGCAUUGAGAUGUCUCGAAAGAACAAGAUCGAGAAGCUCACACGAGCUCUUCACUAUUAUUGGGUCUCUUUGCCCCUUCAUUUGACGCUCCUCUACUAUCCUGCAUACUCUACUGACUUACUCUACGAAGUUGUGGAUGUACUGCGAAAACUCAAACCGUUUAUCUCGUCCGUGAGUGACCGGCGUCUUGAGCUUCAUUAUAAGGAGCUGACCGGGUACCUCAAUUAUUUGGUGAGUCUUCUGCCUUUGGCCUCCGGUGUUAUGCCGCUCCCUAUCGACACCAUGUAUGAGGUUUACAGGCGUUGGACGCUAAAUGUCCCUGGAGAAGCGUUUUGUAUUCUUGACUCAAUGUCAGGCGUACAUCGGGUGUUUUACACUUUUUACCAUUCAAUUCCCGCGUAUCUCAACAAUUUGUUCCCCGCAGGAUGUUACCUGAUGUCGCGUCCGUUCUAUGGGCCCACAAGCUUCUAUCCGUUUUCACUCAAGACCAUUUUUUACGACUUGGAACCCAGACUAGGACCGUUUGCCGAAUUUUCGAUUAGGCUAGUAUCCUUUAUGGAGAGAAGAAGCUACAUGCUACGCAAUUUCUUUACCGUUGUAAAUCCGUUUCCCAUGAAAGUCUCAGAGCAAAGAUUCCACAAUCGGAAAGUGUGUAACAUGACUGAGAAGUUCAUAAGCUCAUUAAGAAACCAAAUUAUUGGCUGGGAAAAUUAUCCGGAUAUCUUUCCGAUAGAUGAACGCGACAAUAAUCUUUUUCAUGCAGCUGUAAGAGAACCUGCGCUUUCGCAAAUCGAAUCAUGGAGAGCCGCGAAAGCUCAAUCUGGCCCAGAGGCUGGGGUGUUUGAUGCAUACACCAUGGAGCCAAAAGAUAUGCCAGGUUCAAUACUACUGGGCGAGAUUCUCAAAGAUAUGAAAUGUGACGAGGAUUAUUCUAUGGAUCGCCGCAAAACUCUACUUCUUACGCCCGCAGUAAAAUACUCCAGUGGGGUCGGGCAUGCAAUAACCGAACGAGGCAUGUUUGACAAGGAUUGCGACAUCACUUUAUUCUUUGAGCCGAAACCACCGGCACUGCUUGCGACGUCUCCUACUAUAGAAGACAUUGAAAGGUAUAAGCUAGAUCGAUUGUGUUUGAUACGAGACUCGGACAAGAAUUUGAUAUAUUAG
Messenger RNA from Lachancea meyersii CBS 8951, 2082 nucleotides. Lineage: Eukaryota; Fungi; Ascomycota; Saccharomycetes; Saccharomycetales; Saccharomycetaceae. The record is from the annotation of a GenBank genome assembly.